This is a messenger RNA of Jaculus jaculus (lesser Egyptian jerboa), 9470 nucleotides long. RefSeq names its product laminin subunit alpha 2 (gene Lama2). Bases 194 to 9370 code for a protein of 3058 amino acids. The record is from RefSeq and is a predicted model, not a curated record. The transcript has 65 exons. Gene Ontology annotation, molecular function: signaling receptor binding. Lineage: Eukaryota; Metazoa; Chordata; Mammalia; Rodentia; Dipodidae. Gene Ontology annotation, biological process: regulation of cell migration; regulation of embryonic development; regulation of cell adhesion.
GCCCGGGCCCGCCCGGGUCCUCGUCCUCCUGCUGCUGCUCUCGGGGACCCUCGGGGGCGGCCAGGCGCAGGGGACUCAGCGGAGGCGACAGUCACCGGCGCAUCAGCAAAGAGGUUUAUUCCCUGCUGUCCUGAAUCUUGCUUCUAAUGCACUCAUCACAACCAAUGCAACAUGUGGGGAGAAAGGACCUGAAAUGUACUGCAAAUUGGUAGAGCAUGUUCCUGGGCAGCCUGUGAGGAAUCCCCAGUGUCGAAUCUGCAAUCAAAACAGCAGCAGUCCAAGCCAGAGACACCCGAUUACAAAUGCUAUCGACGGCAAGAACACUUGGUGGCAGAGUCCCAGUAUCAAGAAUGGGAUCGAGUAUCACUAUGUGACCAUUACACUGGAUUUACAGCAGGUUUUCCAGAUUGCUUAUGUCAUUGUGAAGGCAGCUAACUCCCCCCGGCCUGGAAACUGGAUCCUGGAGCGUUCCCUCGAUGAUGCGGAGUACAAGCCCUGGCAGUAUCAUGCAGUGACGGACACUGAGUGCCUGACCCUCUACAACAUCCAUCCUCGCACUGGGCCUCCAUCCUAUGCCAAAGACGAUGAGGUCAUCUGCACUUCAUUUUAUUCUAAGAUCCACCCUUUGGAAAAUGGAGAGAUUCACAUUUCUUUGAUCAAUGGGCGACCAAGUGCUGAUGAUCCUUCCCCUGAAUUGCUGGAAUUCACCUCUGCUCGUUACAUUCGUCUGAGAUUUCAGCGGAUUCGCACUUUAAAUGCCGACUUGAUGAUGUUUGCUCAUAAAGACCCUAGAGAAAUUGACCCUAUCGUCACAAGACGAUAUUACUAUUCAGUCAAGGAUAUUUCGGUUGGAGGGAUGUGCAUCUGCUAUGGCCAUGCCAGGGCUUGUCCACUUGAUCCAGCAACAAAUAAAUCACGGUGUGAGUGUGAGCAUAACACGUGUGGUGAGAGCUGUGAUCGGUGCUGCCCAGGAUUUCAUCAGAAGCCCUGGAGAGCUGGGACGUUCCUCACAAAGAGUGAGUGUGAAGCAUGCAAUUGUCAUGGAAAAGCUGAAGAAUGCUACUAUGAUGAUAAUGUUGCAAGAAGAAAUCUGAGUUUAAAUAUACAUGGAAAGUACAUUGGAGGGGGUGUGUGCAUCAACUGCACACAAAACACUGCUGGAAUCAACUGUGAGACCUGUAUUGACAGAUUCUUCAGGCCCAGAGGGGUAUCUCCAAAUUAUCCAAGGCCAUGCCAGCCCUGCCAGUGUGAUCCAAUUGGUUCUUUGAGUGAAGUCUGUAUCAAGGAUGAGAAACAUGCCCAACGAGGUCUGGCACCUGGAUCCUGUUACUGCAGAACUGGAUUUGGAGGCAUGAAGUGCAAUCAAUGCGCCAGGGGCUAUGGUGGUUAUCCAGACUGCCAACCCUGUAACUGCAGCGGCUCAGGGAGCACAAAUGAGGAUCCUUGUAUCGGGCCCUGUAACUGCAAGGAGAAUGUUGAAGGUGAAGACUGCAGUCGUUGCAAGCCUGGCUUUUUCAACCUACAAGAGGAUAAUUGGAAAGGGUGUGAUGAGUGCUUCUGUUCAGGAGUUUCCAACAGGUGUCAGAGUUCCUACUGGACCUAUGGCCAUGUUCUAGAUAUGCAUGGCUGGUAUCUGACUGACAUGUCGGGCCGCAUCAAAGUGGCUCCUCAGCUGGAUAACCCAGACUCACCUCAGCAGAUCAGUGUCAGUAACUCAGAGGCCAGGCGAUCCCUCCAAGAUGGAUAUUAUUGGAGUGCUCCAGUUUCAUACCUGGGAAACAAACUCCUAGCCGUCGGAGGACAAUUUACAUUUACCAUUUCAUAUGACCUCGAAGAAGAGGAGGAAGACACAGAAAAGACUCUCCAGCUGAUGGUCAUUUUAGAGGGAAAUGACUUGAAAAUCAGCACAAACUAUAAGGAGGUAUAUUUGGAACCAUCUGAAGAAUACACUGAUGUGUUACUGCUUAAAGAAGAAACAUUUACCAUUCAUGGCACAAAUCUUCCAGUCAGAAGAAAAGAUUUUAUGACAGUGCUGGCAAAUUUGGAGCGAGUCCUCAUAAAAAUCACAUACAGCUUGGGGAUGGAUGCCAUCUUCAGGUUGAGCUCUGUGAAUCUUGAAUCUGCUGUCCCUUACCCUACUGAUGGAGGUGCUGCAGCCGCCGUGGAAGUGUGCCAGUGUCCACCAGGGUACAGUGGCACCUCUUGUGAAUCUUGUUGGCCUCACCACAGAAGAGUUAAUGGCACUAUUUUUGGUGGCAUCUGUGAACCCUGCCAGUGCUUCGGUCACGCAGACUCCUGUAAUGACAUCACUGGAGAGUGUCUGAACUGUAAGGAUCACACAGGUGGUCCCUAUUGCAAUAAAUGUCUUCCUGGUUUCUAUGGUGAUCCUACUCAAGGAACCUCUGAAGACUGCAAGCCCUGUGCCUGUCCACUCAAUAUUCCAUCCAAUAACUUCAGCCCAACCUGCCAUUUAGACCGGAGUCUUGGGCUGAUCUGUGAUGAAUGUCCUGUCGGGUACACAGGACUACGCUGUGAGAGGUGUGCAGAAGGCUAUUUUGGACACCCUUCUGUACCGGGAGGAUCAUGUCAGCCCUGCCAGUGCAAUGACAACCUUGACUUGUCCAUCUCUGGAAGCUGUGACAGUUUGUCUGGCUCCUGUCUGAUAUGUAAGCCAGGUACAGCAGGCCGGUACUGCGAGCUCUGUGCCGAUGGAUACUUUGGAGAUGCGGUGAAUGCAAGGAACUGUCAGCCCUGUCGUUGCAGCACCAAUGGAUCCUUCUCAGAGAUGUGUAACAUUCGAACCGGCCAGUGUGAGUGCAGACCCAAUGUUCAAGGGCGCCGCUGUGAUGAAUGCAAGCCUGAAACAUUUGGGCUACAAUCAGCAAGGGGGUGUGCUCCCUGUAACUGCAAUUCUUUUGGGUCUAAAUCAUUUGACUGUGAAGAAAAUGGACAAUGUUGGUGUCAGCCUGGAGUUGCAGGGAAGAAAUGUGACCAUUGUGCCCAUGGCUACUUCAACUUCCAAGAAGGAGGCUGCACAGCUUGUGACUGUUCUCAUCUGGGCAAUAAUUGUGACCCCAAAACUGGUCGCUGUAUUUGCCCUCCUAACACUAUUGGAGAGAAAUGUUCUGAAUGUGCACCUAAUACCUGGGGCCACAGCAUUGUCACUGGAUGUAUGGGGUGUAACUGCAGCACGGUGGGGUCCUUAGACUCCCAGUGCAACAUACACACAGGCCAGUGCAACUGCCAUCCAAAGUUCACUGGUGCAAAAUGUACAGAGUGCAGUCGAGGUCACUGGAACUACCCUCACUGCGUUCCCUGUGACUGCUUCCUGCCAGGGACAGAUGCCUCAACCUGUGAUUCAGAGACUAAAAGAUGCUCUUGUGGUGAUCAAAGUGGGCAGUGCACUUGUAAGGUGAAUGUGGAAGGCAUCCACUGUGACAGGUGCCAGCCUGGAAAAUUUGGACUUGAUGCCAAGAACCCACUUGGCUGCAGCAGCUGCUAUUGCUUUGGAGUUACCAGUCAGUGCUCUGAAGCAAAAGGUCUGAUCCACACAUGGGUGACUCUGAGUGCUGCGCAGACCAUCCUUCCACUAGUGGAUGAGGCUCUCCAGCACACAACCACCAAAGGCAUCGCUUUCCAGCAUCCAGAGAUUGUGGCAGAAAUGGACCCAGUGAGGCAAGAUCUCCGAUUAGAACCCUUUUAUUGGAAACUCCCAGAACAAUUUGAGGGAAAGAAGCUGAUGGCCUAUGGAGGAACACUCAAGUAUGCAAUCUAUUUUGAGGCUCGGGAAGAGACAGGCUUCUCAACUUACAAACCUCAAGUUAUCAUUCGAGGUGGGACUCCUACUCGUGCUAGAAUCAUCACCAGGCAUAUGGCUGCUCCUCUUAUUGGACAAUUGACAAGACAUGAAAUUGAAAUGACAGAGAAAGAGUGGAAAUAUUAUGGUGAUGACCCUCGAGUCAGUAGAACUGUGACCCGUGAAGACUUCUUGGAUACACUAUAUGAUAUUCAUUAUAUUCUUAUCAAGGCUACAUAUGGGAAUGUCAUGAGACAAAGCCGAAUUUCUGAAAUUGCCAUGGAAAUAGCUGAACCAGGAGCCAUAACAGCAGCAACACCCCCAGCUCACUUGAUAGAAAGAUGUGACUGUCCACCAGGCUAUUCAGGCUUGUCCUGUGAGACAUGCUCACCAGGAUUCUAUCGACUGCGUCCUGAACCAAGUGGCCACACACCUGGCCCAACCCUGGGCACUUGUGUUCCAUGUCAGUGUAAUGGACACAGCAGUCACUGUGACCCUGAGACCUCCAUUUGCCAGAACUGUCAACAUCACACUGCUGGUGAUUUUUGCGAACGAUGUGCUCUUGGCUACUAUGGAAUUGUCAAGGGAUUGCCAGAUGACUGUCAGCAAUGUGCUUGCCCUCUGAUUUCUUCCAGCAACAAUUUCAGCCCCUCUUGUGUGAUGGAAGGCCUCGAUGAUUACCGCUGCACAGCCUGCCCACGGGGUUACGAAGGCCAGUACUGUGAAAGGUGUGCCCCUGGCUACACUGGCAGUCCAAGCAGCCCUGGAGGCUCCUGCCAAGAAUGUGAGUGUGACCCUUACGGCUCCCUGCCUGUCCCCUGUGACUCAGUCACUGGGCUCUGCACGUGCCGCCCUGGAGCCACUGGAAGGAAGUGUGACGGCUGCGAGCACGGGCAUGCGCGCGAGGGCACGGAGUGCAUCUUUUGUGGCGAUGAGUGCACGGGCCUUCUUCUCGGUGACCUGGCUCACCUGGAACACAUGGCCAUGAGCAUCAACCUCACUGGCCCUCUGCCUGCUCCGUAUAAAAUUCUAUAUGGUCUUGAAAAUACAACUCAGGAACUGAAGCGCCUGCUCUCACCCCAGCGGGCCCCAGAGAGGCUCAUUCAGGUGGCAGAGGACAACCUGAACGCACUGGUGAUGGAAAUGAAUGAGCUUCUGACCAGAGCAACCAAAGUGACAGCAGAUGGAGAGCAAGCUGGACAGGACGCUGACAGGAGCGAUGCAAGAGCAAAGUCCUUAGGAGAAUUCAUUAAGGAGCUUGUCCAGGAUGCAGAAGCUGCAAAUGAAAAGGCUGUAAAGCUAAAUGAAACACUGGGACGUCAAGGCCAGACUUCUGAGAGAAAUUUACAGCGGCUUCAGAAAGAGAUCGAACAGAUGAUGAAAGAACUGAGGAGGAGAAAUCUCGACGCACAGAAGGAGCUGGCUGAAGAUGAGUUGGUAGCUGCAGAAGGCCUUCUGAAGAAAGCCAACAAGCUGUUUGGAGAACCCCGAGCCAAAAAUGAAGAAAUGGAGAGGGAUCUCCGGGAGAAACUGGCAGACUACAAGAGCAGACAAGAUGAUGCGUGGGACCUGUUGAGAGAAGCCACAGAUAAGAUUAGAGAAGCUGACCACUUAUCUGCUGCCAACCAGGCAAACAUGACUGCUUUGGAGAAAAAGAAGGAGGCUGUUGAGAGUGGCAAACAACAAAUUGAGAACACUUUAAAAGAGGGAAAUGACAUACUCAAUGAAGCCAACCGACUUGCAAAUGAAAUCAACUCAGUCAUAGAUUAUGUGGAAGACAUUCAAACUAAAUUACCACCAAUGUCCAAGGAGCUCAAUAGUAAAAUAGAUGACCUCUCUCAGGAAAUAAAGGACAGGAAGCUUGCGGAGAAGGUUUCCCAGGCUGAGAGCCAUGCAGCUCAAUUGAAUGACUCCUCUGCAGUACUUGAUGGAAUCCUGGAUGAGGCUAAAAAUAUCUCCUUCAAUGCCACUGCAGCCUUCAAAGCUUACAGUAAUAUUAAAGACUACAUCGACAAAGCUGAGCAGGUGGCCAAGGAAGCCAAAGGUCUUGCACAUGAUGCCACAAAACUGGCAACAAGUCCUCAGGGCCUACUAAAGGAAGACGCCAAAGGCUCUCUUCAGAAAAGCUUCAGAAUUCUUAAUGAGGCCAAGAAGUUGGCAAAUGACAUGAAAGAAAAUCGUAACCAUCUACAUGGCUUGAUGACCAGGAUAGAAAAUUCUGAUGUUAGAAAUGGUCAUCUCCUGAGAGCUUUGAAUGACUCCUUGGGAAAGUUAUCAGCUAUUCCAAAUGACACAGCCGCUAAACUGCAAGCUGUUAAGGACAAAGCCAGACAAGCGAAUGACACUGCAAAAGCUGUGCUGGCCCAGAUUAAAGAUCUCCACCAGAACCUUGAUGGACUGAAACAAAAUUAUAACAAACUGGCUGACAGUGUGGCAAAAACAAAUGCUGUGGUAAAAGAUCCUUCCAAGAACAAAAUCAUUGCAGAUGCAGAUGCUACUGUGAAAACACUAGAACAAGAAGCUAACUGGCUUAUAGAUAAGCUCAAGCCCAUCAAGGAACUUGAAGAUAACCUAAAGAAAAACAUCUCUGAGAUAAAGGAACUCAUAAACCAAGCCCGGAAACAAGCCAACUCUAUCAAAGUAUCUGUGUCUUCAGGAGGUGACUGCGUUAGAACAUACAAGCCAGAAAUCAAGAAAGGAAGCUACAAUAAUAUCAUUGUCAAUGUCAAGACAGCGGUUCCUGACAAUCUCCUUUUUUAUCUUGGAAGUGCCAAAUUUAUUGACUUUCUGGCUAUAGAAAUGCGAAAGGGAAAAGUAAGCUUCCUGUGGGAUGUUGGAUCUGGAGUCGGGCGUGUGGAGUAUCCAGAUUUGACAAUUGAUGACUCAUACUGGUACCGCAUCGAAGUGUCAAGAACGGGGAGAAAUGGAUCUAUUUCUGUGAGAGCCCUGGAUGGGCCCAAAGCCAGCAUUGUGCCCAGCACCUACCAUGCAGUGUCUCCUCCAGGAUAUACAAUUCUAGAUGUGGAUGCAAAUGCAAUGCUAUUUGUUGGUGGCUUGACUGGAAAAAUAAAGAAAGCGGAUGCUGUACGUGUGAUUACAUUCACUGGCUGUAUGGGCGAAACCUACUUUGACAGCAAGCCUAUAGGUUUAUGGAACUUCCGAGAAAAAGAAGGAGACUGCAAAGGAUGUACUGUCAGUCCACAGGUGGAAGACAGUGAAGGCACUAUUCAGUUUGAUGGAGAAGGAUAUGCAUUGGUCAGCCGCCCUAUUCGCUGGUACCCCAACAUCUCCACUGUCAUGUUCAAGUUCCGAACAUUUUCAUCAAGUGCUCUCCUGAUGUAUCUUGCCACACGAGACUUGAAAGAUUUCAUGAGUGUAGAGCUCACUGAUGGACACAUCAAAGUCAGCUAUGAUCUGGGUUCAGGAAUGGCUUCCGUUGUCAGCAAUCAAAACCAUAAUGACGGGAGAUGGAAAUCAUUCACCCUGUCAAGGAUUCAGAAACAAGCAAACAUAUCAAUUGUAGAUAUAGACACUAACCAGGAGGAGAACAUAGCAACUUCAUCUUCAGGAAACAACUUUGGCCUCGACCUGAAAGCAGAUGACAAAAUAUAUUUUGGUGGCCUGCCAACCCUGAGAAACUUGAGUAUGAAAGCAAGACCAGAAGUCAAUGUGAAGAAAUACUCCGGCUGCCUCAAAGAUAUUGAAAUUUCAAGAACUCCAUACAAUAUACUCAGUAGUCCUGAUUAUGUUGGCGUCACCAAAGGGUGCUUACUCGAGAAUGUCUACACUGUUAGCUUCCCCAAGCCUGGUUUUGUGGAACUUGCUCCUGUGCCAAUUGAUGUAGGAACAGAAAUCAAUCUGUCCUUUAGCACCAAGAAUGAGUCUGGGAUCAUUCUCUUGGGAAGUGAAGGCCCCCUGGUACCACCCAGAAGAAAACGGAGGCAGACCGGACAGGCCUAUUAUGCCAUAUUCUUCAACAAGGGCCGUCUGGAAGUUCAUCUCUCCUCGGGCACACGAACAAUGAGGAAAAUUGUCAUCAAACCCGAGCCAAGUCCGUUUCAUGAUGGAAGAGAACACUCUGUUCAUGUGGAGAGAACGAGCGGCAUCUUUACUGUUCAAGUCGAUGAAGAUAGAAGACACAUGCAAAAUCUGACAGCAGAGCAGCCUAUUGAAGUGAAAAAGCUUUUUGUUGGGGGUGCCCCUCCUGAGUUCCAGCCUUCCCCCCUCAGGAACAUCCCUGCUUUUGAAGGCUGUGUGUGGAAUCUUGUUAUUAAUUCUGUCCCCAUGGACUUUGCACAGCCCGUGUCUUUCAAAAAUGCAGACAUUGGCCGCUGUACCCAUCAGAAGCCCCGGGAAGAGGAAGAUGGCUUAGUUCCAGCUGAAGUAAUUAUCCAGCCUCAGCCAGUGCCCACCCCUGCCUUCCCUACAGCUGGCCCUGCUCUGGCACAUGGUCCUUGUGCUUCAGAAUCAGAACCAGCAUUUUUGACAGGGAGCAAGCAGUUUGGGCUUUCCAAAAACAGUCACAUUGCCAUUGCAUUUGAUGACACCAAGGUUAAAAACCGCCUCACAAUUGAGUUGGACGUGAGGACGGAAGCAGAAUCAGGCUUGCUGUUUUACAUGGCUCGGAUCAAUCACGCUGACUUUGCUACUGUUCAGCUAAGAGACGGAUUCCUCUACUUCAGUUAUGACUUGGGAAGUGGCGACACCAACACCAUGAUCCCCACCAAAGUUAAUGAUGGCCAGUGGCACAAGAUUAAGAUUAUUCGAGUGAAGCAAGAAGGAAUUCUUUAUGUAGAUGAUGCUUCUAACAGAACCAUCAGUCCUAAGAAAGCUGAUAUCCUGGAUGUCGUGGGAAUGCUGUAUGUUGGUGGGUUACCCAUCAACUAUACCACACGAAGAAUUGGCCCAGUCACCUACAGCAUUGAUGGCUGUAUUAGAAAUCUUCACAUGGAGCAGGCUCCCGUCGAUCUGGAGCAGCCAACCUCCAGCUUCCAUGUGGGGACAUGCUUUGCCAGUUCUCAGAAGGGAACCUACUUUGAUGGAACAGGUUUUGCCAAAGCAGUUGCUGGGUUCAAAGUGGGAUUGGACCUUCUUGUAGAAUUUGAAUUCCGUACCACUAGAUCCACUGGAGUUCUCUUGGGAGUCAGUAGCCAGAAAAUGGAUGGAAUGGGCAUUGAAAUGAUUGAUGAGAAGCUCAUGUUUCACGUGGACAAUGGCGCUGGCCGAUUCACGGCAGUCUAUGAUGCUGGGAUCCCAGGACAUCUGUGUGAUGGACGGUGGCAUAAAGUCACUGCUAACAAGAUCAAACACCGACUUGAGCUCACAGUAGAUGGGAACCAGGUGGAAGCACAGAGCCCAAAUGUAGCAUCUACGUCAGCUGAUACUAAUGACCCUGUUUUUGUUGGCGGUUUCCCAGAUGGCCUCAACCAGUUUGGCCUGACCACCAACAUUAGGUUCCGAGGCUGCAUCAGAUCCCUAAGGCUCACUAAAGGCACGGGCAAGCCACUGGAGGUUAACUUUGCCAAGGCCCUGGAACUCAGGGGUGUUCAGCCUGUCUCAUGUCCAGUUAACUAAUCAAAACAACUUUAACCCCUUAAAAGGGUCCAUCAAAACAAGUAUAUCAAAUGCAUAUUUACCUAUGUAUAUUAAUAAAACUAAUUUGUGCACAUAUAAA